Molecule: messenger RNA, 2367 nt
Organism: Bemisia tabaci
Lineage: Eukaryota; Metazoa; Arthropoda; Insecta; Hemiptera; Aleyrodidae
Source: RefSeq, a predicted model, not a curated record
CACGUUGGGAAGCGGUUUGGUUAUAAUCUGUGCUUUUUCCGUGUUUCUUGAAUUUUUCCAACUUUUUAAAUUAUUCUCCGAGUGUUUUUGCAUUUAUCUGUACAUAAUCAUGAGUGAUAACGUUCAUGGAACAUUCGUUUCGCAUAAAGUGAGCAAAGUCAGGUGGAAGCCAGGAAACAAUUCAGUCUCCGAGACGUUCAUCACCGGUUCUUGGGAUGAGGAACUUAAUCUCCUCAAACUGUGGAUGUAUCCUGAAAAUGACAGUGAACAACAAAAUCCUGAUUUGUAUCCAUUAGCAACCUCAGUUCAAGUUCAUGAAGGAAAUGUAACAGAAAUCAAGUUUGUAGAUAAUGAUUUAUUCUUAGUGUCAUCAUCUCUUGGCUCUGUGAGACUAUGGAAGGUUUUCGAGAGUAAAAUCACCCGGGUUACAGAAUUGAAAGAAAUAACUGCUUGGAAAAACAUUCAUUACUUUCAAAAUGGUGAACGAAGCUCUUGCAAUGGCAUUGCAUGUUACGAAAAUGAUGCUGUAACUAUUGGAGAGGAUGGCAGGAUCAAUGUUCUCUCAGUGAGUGAAGCGGAGCCUGUUCGUUGCAUAGAUGAAGCAGAUAGUUGCUCAAUGCAAUGUGUCUGUUUCUUAAAACACAAUGAGAUCAUGGCAGGAAACCUAAGGGGCCAAAUGAAGAUAUGGGACUUGCGAAGUCCUCUUCUCCAGCCAAGCAUGACAUUUUUAGUAAGCGGAGAGCCCAUAGCAGCAACUUGUCUAACAGUUCAUCCAUCGCAGAAACACAUAGUAUUUGCAGGAGGAGAAGAUGGCUUCAUUACAAUUUGGGAUUUACGGCAGGGCACUUCACCUGUGACCCUCUUAGAAGCCCAUAGCAGCUCAGUGAACGAGUUAAUGUUCCAUCCUGAUCGACCCGAGCAUUUUAUGUCCUGUUCUGCAAAUGGAGAUAUGUGGCAUUGGAACUCAAAGACUUCACUGAAAGAUUCUGUUUUAGAUAGUACCUAUGUUGACAUUCCCUGGCUGAGCAGCACUGCAGUCAAAAAACAAGUCGAAAUUGUUCCCCUGAUGCAAUCGCUACCUCUACCUGUGAAUUCAUUCGAUUUAUCUAAAAAUAGAUUAAUUUUAGCCAGUGAUAAUGAAGCUAUCUAUAUUCAUAAGAACUUGAGAAUUUAACCGCAAGUACCCUCUACUUUUUUGUACUGUACAUAGUUUUAAAUUUUUUGAAACCAGGUAUAUCCAAGAGUUGGUAACUUCUUCCAAUCUCAGAGAAUACAAAGAUUCCACAAAUUUUAUGGAAACAGUUUCAGAAACUUUCAAUCUCAGAAAAUGCAAAAAUUCCACAUUUCAGGAAAACAAUUUCAGAUUUUAGCUGUAAAUAGUUCAUAAUAUCUCAAAGAAGAAGAAAUUUGGAAGUAUUCUGAGAAAAUUUCAAGAAAUGGAAGAAAAAACCCACUUUUCUACGAAAUUUCUUCAAUAAUGAAGCUGCAUUUAUGGAACUGGAAAGCUUUACUUCUCCAAAGACAUGAAUCUUUGAUUAUUAUUGAAAGUUCCAUCCAUCUAUGAAUGAUCCUAUUUUUAAUAUUGGAAAUUCAUGGCAAGGUAGACUAACAAAAUGUUCUAGUUUAUUUUCUAUUUUUUCAUCCCAAAACUAAAUUGUUGCUAAGCGAAAAGGACUUCGCACACUCCUUAUGGGAUUGUGCACCACAAUCGAUUACUGAUUUUUUUAUUGCAUUAAAUUCGUUGUUGCAUGCUGAUCAAAAGUCAUCAUUGCAGCAACUUUCUAUGAGCCACCGUUUUCGCAGUAUUUCGCACAGUCAGCUGAGAAAGUGGUGGAAUUUUCGAUUGUUACUUGUGUAAGUGAAGGUAGCGAGGCGAUAUCUAUUUUAAAACAAGGAGAACCUGGCAGUCUUAUCUCGGAUUCCGUGCGCCUUUUCGUUUCACCAUCCAAAUCAGAUUCCUUCUCUCUCCUACUCUUUUCCUCACCUAUCACUGGCUUGGGUUUUCCUUUUUAAAUCGCCGUGCUGGCCUCACUUAUUCAUGUAACUAUCAAAACUUCCGGCGCAGACUGUGCGAAAACACUGCAAAAACAGUGCCUCGUAGAAAGUUGGUGCAAUGAUGACUUUUGAUCAGCGUUCAAAAAUGAAUUUAAUGCAAUAAAAAAUUUUGAAAUCGAUUGAGGUGUACAAUUCCAUGAGGGAUGUGCGGGGUCCUUUCCCUCAAUGCAAUUCUCUAUCAUUACUUUAAUUAUAUAUCUUUGUGAAGCUGUAAAAUGAAAUUUUCAACCAUGUUUAGUCUAAUGCAUUUAAAAUGCUGAAAAAGAAGAAUGCUAAGUCACCUUUAAUAAACCUCAUGUGUUUUCAAAAGAA